Phodopus roborovskii (desert hamster) is the source of this 1407-nucleotide messenger RNA. RefSeq names its product coiled-coil domain containing 92 (gene Ccdc92). The record is from RefSeq and is a predicted model, not a curated record. NCBI's taxonomy places the organism in Eukaryota, Metazoa, Chordata, Mammalia, Rodentia, Cricetidae. The transcript is spliced from 4 exons. Gene Ontology annotation, cellular component: centriole. Bases 168 to 1112 code for a protein of 314 amino acids.
GCGGGAUGCGCCGGCCGGGCGGCGUCUCUUGAGUGUCCGUGCCCCGCGGCAGGGCCGCUGCGCACCCGCCUCCGACCGUCCCUGCCCAUGGGCCGCGGGCCACCGCGAGGAGCAGGCCGAGCGCUGCAGCCGCCUGACGGAGCGUGGCAGGUCACCUGGAUGUCAGCAUGGCAGCCACAAACCUCGAGAACCAGCUGCACAGUGCACAGAAGAACCUGCUCUUCCUCCAGCGGGAGCACGCCAGCACACUCAAGGGACUACAUGCUGAGAUCCGGCGGCUGCAGCAGCACUGCACAGAUCUAACAUAUGAGCUGACACUCAAAAGUUUUGAACUGACAGGAGACGGCUCCUCCAGAACAACGGAGCUGAAGAGGCGCUGUGAAGAGCUGGAGGCCCAGCUGAAGGCCAAGGAGGAAGAAAACCACAAGUUACUGCAAGAACUGGAGCAGAAGAAUGCUGCCAUCGCUGUGUUGGAGAACACAGUCCGGGAGAGAGAGAAGAAGUACCUGGAGGAGCUGAAGGUCAAGAGCCACAAGCUGAGCAUGCUGUCCGGUGAGUUGGAGCAGCGCGCCAGCACUGUGGCCUACCUCACCUCACAGCUGCAUGCAGCCAAGAAAAAGCUACUGAGCUCCAGCGGCACCUCUGACGCCAGCCCAGCCGGCAGCCCUGCACUGGCCAGCUAUAAGCCCACACCCCCCAAGGACAAGCUGCCCGAGACACCCCGUCGGCGCAUGAAGAAGAGCCUGUCAGCCCCGCUGCACCCUGAAUUUGAGGAGGUCUAUAGGUUCGGAGCUGAGAGCCGCAAACUCCUUCUGCGGGAGCCGGUGGAUGCAAUGCCUGAUCCCACCCCAUUCCUGCUGGCCCGGGAGUCUGCUGAGGUUCAGCUCAAGGAGCGGCCUCUUGUCAUACCUCCCAUCGCCUCAGACCGUGGCACCAGUGGGCAACACAGCCCAGCCCGAGACAAGCCACACAAGACCCACAUCGGGGUGGCUCAUCGCAUCCAUCAUGCCAGUCCACCACAGGCCCAGCCUGAGGGGGAGACCAGGGCUGUGGACCAAGUGAACACAGGGAAGGUGGUGCGGAAGCACUCAGGGACGGACCGAACUGUGUGAAGCCUGCGGCCACCACCGCAGCCAUCCGUGCACUGUGAGCGCCACAGGGAACCUCACCCACCCUUCCUCAUCCCACCCAUGCCAAACGUUUCCUACCGUCGCAGCCUGGCUCCUGGCCCCAUAGUGACACAAUGCUAUGAUGGUGUCCCCACUGAAGAUAUUUACUGGCACUGUGGCCAAUGCCUGCAUGCCAAUAGCUUGCUUCCAGCCCCAUGCCAUGAGAUCUCGGCACACUCCUAGACAAGGCCCAGACCACGGCUGCAUCACAUGUUACACAAAUCAGAAGUGCUUGAAG